UGGUAGUACAGCUUUUUGCCCAAAAGAUGGCAGUAUUCAGUUUCUAUUCUGGUUUACGAUUAUCCAAUCGUCAUAGAAAAAGAAGCCGAAGGAGAACUUACGUCAGUGGGGAAGAUAGACGGAACAAAAUGGAGGAGUAUGCUAGAGAACCCUGUCCCUGGAGGAUUGUGGAUGAUUGUGGUGGAGCUUUCACAAUGGGAGCCAUUGGAGGAGGGAUAUUUCAAGCAGUAAAAGGUUUCAGAAAUGCACCAUCGGGAAUGAGCCACAGAAUGAAGGGUAGUUUAACUGCUAUUAAGACCAGAGCUCCACAACUAGGAGGUAGUUUUGCAGUGUGGGGAGGCCUCUUUUCUAUGAUCGACUGUGGUUUAGUAAAAGUGAGAGGUAAAGAGGAUCCCUGGAAUUCAAUUACAAGUGGGGCCAUGACGGGAGCCAUCCUCGCAGCGAGAAAUGGACCAGUUGCCAUGGUGGGCUCCGCUGCUAUGGGAGGUAUUCUGCUGGCCUUGAUAGAGGGCGCUGGAAUCUUGCUCACAAGAUUUGCUUCAUCACAGUUUCCAACUGGGCCCCAGUUUGCAGAGGAACCUGCCCCUGCUCCCAUUCCCACCUCCCCCUUUGGAGACUACAGACAAUAUCAGUGAGAGGGCCACACUCCCCUCUUCACACACUAGAUGUUUUUAAAUUCCUUGCUGAAGUUAAAAAGAAAAGAUGAGGGUGCAGAAUGCAAUCCUGUCUUUCUGUUUAAAAUCUAGACCCAUUGUUAAGAACUGUUAGAGGAAAUGAAUGACAGAACUCAUCUUCAUUUUUCUUCUUUCACGAGACAUGCACAGAUCUGCCUUUUGCCUUUCUCAGCCUUUUCACGUGCAUCUGUGUCGCUCCGGACAGCACUGGGGUAGAAGUUGUUUGUUGGGACCAGAUGCACCUUCUGAUUUGUUGACAUGCACAUAUCCUAGGAAUUAAGCUCUGACAGUGUUUAAUCCGAGAAAAACAUGGAACAUAAUGAAGAUUAUUUGUAAAUAUAGUAAGGACUUGUUUUAUGUUUUCACCUCUGUCUUUUUUGCCUUCCAUGUCGAAUGCUUGAGUUGGCCGACGACUCUCGGCUGGCCUUCACAUUUUACUCUGAGUUAUGGAGGGAAACUAUUUACAGAAACAGAUCCAUUCCUUAAAUAUUAAUUUGUUUAAAGGUAAUUUAUUUAUUCUUGAGUAUAAAGAGGUAUCAAAUUGUUCUGUUGUAUUAGAGCGAUUUUUAGAUUCAAAACAGUCAGAGAAAUACUGCUAAGGAUAAGAAUGGCACCGGUAGUUCAUUUCAGCAGAGCAUCUCAAGCAAGGGAUUGAUGGAUAAUGUUUUAAAUCUGUAUAACAGAUUGUACUGUGGUAUAAUAAAGAUUUAAAUUGUUAAA
Messenger RNA from Cyprinodon tularosa, 1394 nucleotides. RefSeq names its product translocase of inner mitochondrial membrane 17 homolog A (yeast) (gene timm17a). Gene Ontology annotation, cellular component: TIM23 mitochondrial import inner membrane translocase complex; mitochondrial inner membrane. Gene Ontology annotation, molecular function: transmembrane protein transporter activity. The coding region runs from base 27 to 635 and encodes 202 amino acids. The transcript is spliced from 6 exons. NCBI's taxonomy places the organism in Eukaryota, Metazoa, Chordata, Actinopteri, Cyprinodontiformes, Cyprinodontidae. Gene Ontology annotation, biological process: protein import into mitochondrial matrix. The record is from RefSeq and is a predicted model, not a curated record.